Messenger RNA from Stegodyphus dumicola, 663 nucleotides. RefSeq names its product extensin-like. The record is from RefSeq and is a predicted model, not a curated record. NCBI's taxonomy places the organism in Eukaryota, Metazoa, Arthropoda, Arachnida, Araneae, Eresidae.
AUGGUGCCUAGCCAACACGAAGUCACUUCCUUAAACCAUUCUCCAAGCACUAUACUAGGUCAAAGGUCUUCUACUCCGAAUCAAAGCCAGUACAUGAGUAACUCAGGUCAACAGCAUAGAAGUGCUGUUCCCACUGGUAGUGCAGCAAGACUUCAGCAGCAUCACCCUCCAUUUUCUUCUAAUCAAACGUACUCUGCUACGAAACCUUCUAAACCUGCAAAUCCAGAAUCUGUUACGCCACAUUAUUUACAUUAUGCAAAUUUUCAACCGCAUGUGCAAGCACCAAUGAGUCCACAAUAUCGAAGUCCUUUCCCUGCGCAAGUGACUCAUUCUCCGCAGCACUUCACUCCUACUCCUCCUCCUGAGGUUUUUGUGCCUCCAGCUCUUACGCCAGAGCAAGGUUUACAGCUACCUACUCCCCAAUCUCAGGGAAGUUAUUAUAGCUCUAAUACUACUCACUUAACAAGUCCAGGACAGGACCAUUCUCCAGAGAAUCCAAAUGUUCCUUCCAGUUUCCACCAUUUGGAACAAAUGGUUUUACCUCGUGUGAACACAGGUCCUUCGACAACUCCUACAGCAUCUGCUGUAGGUCCAAGUUGGCUUGGAUUCGUCUCACUGGCCGAAAGCGGAAUCCGCUUCCAAAGAAAUCAAGGAUCUAAUUAA